Messenger RNA from Cuscuta europaea, 1911 nucleotides. The record is from the annotation of a GenBank genome assembly. NCBI's taxonomy places the organism in Eukaryota, Viridiplantae, Streptophyta, Magnoliopsida, Solanales, Convolvulaceae.
CGAAGUCCGAACCUAAUCUGGACCGAAGCCACUGGGUCAACUCUUGCUUUUCACUGACCUAGCUUAGCUAGCUAGCAUAUAUCUUUCCAGGCGGCGUUGCAUAUGAUGGUCAGUUGUUUGAGAUUUGAAGUUGUGUGUAUUGUUAUUUGAUUUCAUUACAUCGAUGAGUGAAAAAACUCCAGCUAAAGAAAUACAAGAAUCUCGAGAGUACAAGUAUGACCACGAAGGAGAUCAGAGCUGAAAAUGUAGAAAUGUAUUCAGAGGAAAAUGGUAGAGCGAACAAACGGAUUAAGGAUUUGCCAAUUGAUAGACUUAGCGAAUUGCCCGAUAGCUUACUUAUUCACAUCCUCUCUUUUUUGGGUGUGAAGCAUGCUGCUAUGACGAGCUUGCUGGGGAAAAAAUGGAAGUUCCUUUGGGCUGAACUGCCUACGCUUGAAUUCGAAUUCUAUUUCUGGGAUAAAAACGAGAAGCCUGACAAAAUACUUAAUUUUGUCGACGGGGUUAAUAAGACUCUUGCUACUCGUAGUGAAAAUUAUCUGGAGAAGUUGAAGGUUGUUUUUAAGUACAGGGAACGCUUUGCUCAAGAUGUUGAUAACUGGCUAGAGUUUGCCUUGAAAAGUAAGGUGAAAGAUAUCCAUUUGAGCAUAAUCUUCAGCGAAGAGUUCUACACUCUUCUUGAGCUGAUGUAUUCCAAUUCAUCAUUGACAUCAUUGUCCUUGCGAGGCUGCAUCUUGGAUCCUACAGGGACAAUACAAUGGUCGUCUUUGACCAAAUUGCAAAUUUCGGAAGUGGAUUUGCCUCAACCUGUAGUUGAAAAGAUAUUAUCAGGUUGUCCAGUUUUGAAUUACUUGCAACUUUGUGAGUGUUGGGGAUUCACUUGUUUGAGUAUCGCAUCUCGAAAUCUAUGUAAACUUUGGGUGCAGGACCCUGAAUCCGAAGAAACUAAACAGGUCCUGCAAAUUUCAGCACCCUAUGUAAAAUCUUUGAUUCUAUGGGUGACUCUUGAAGAAACACAGCUGAAGCUAAUAAACAUCUCAUCUGCUGUUGAUGUUUUAUUUUGUUUUACUGGAUUCUUGUCCGAUUUGCCUUCCGAUAAUGUACUAAGUAAUACAAAGGAGUUUUUUCAAAACAUUCAGCACAUCACAAAGCUUCGACUGGGGCCUGGCCCUGUUAAGGCUCUAGCAGCGCUGGUGUUGGAUGGUUGGCAGCUUCCACAAAAUAGGCUAAGAUGUUUGACAAUAGAUAUGGUAUGUGAUGCUGCAGAAACCAUUCCUGGCAUUUUAGGCCUGCUGGAAGCUUCUCCCCACCUCGAUAAGUUAAUCAUUGAUUCUAUUGACCCAUAUGUGGUAAAUAUUCUCCAUGCAUGCCUUGAAUUUUCAAUAUUUUUGUAUGAAUGUUUGUUUAGCUUUAUUUUUAUGUUGUUAACAUAUUUGAUUUCUAGCAUUUCAAGAUAUACUCAGCAUUUUCUCAGUGUAGGUUUGUCUUAAUUUUGUUGUGGUUGUAGUUAGAUGAGGAUUGGGUCCCACCUGCAAAGGGUGAUUUGGAUUGUGACUUAUUGCACCUGAAGACGAUUAGAAUGUCUAACUUGGCCAAUCCAAAUCUUGGCGGUGAACCAAUGCUUACAUUGGCCCGAAUUUUUCUCAAGAGGGCAACUGCUUUGGAAGAGAUGAGGAUUUGGGUUAAUAUUGAUGAUACAAAUGAAUUUAUCAAGAUAGGUCAAACCUUGCUUACAUACCCGGUUUCCUCACCAAACGCAGUCAUCCUCCUACCUUAGAUUAUUUCCUUUUGUUUGCUGUAUGUUUUCACAACUAUGUAAACCAUUUAUGGUAGCUAAGCUACAUCUUUUUUAAUAUGGUCCACACUUCUAUCAAAUUUCCAGCAGAAGAUAUCUUUAGUUGGAUGUGAAUCGAG